AUGGUUGAAUUCCUGGAUUCGUCAUUGUUCUCCAUCUUCGAGGGGAUCUACUUCGUCCUCGUGGCCAGCCUCGGCAUCCCCACCAACCUGCUGUCCAUCUUUGUGUUGUGUUUCCGGCCCUGCGGUAUAUCAAAGUCCACAGUCAUUUACCUGGUGUCCCUGGCUGUGGUAGACACCCUGUUCCUGGUGCUGGGGGGGCUUGUGGAUGUGAUUGAGAGCUGGUUACACCCACAGCUUUCCUACCAGAGUGCCUUGCUCUGUGGCUCCAUCACCUUCAACGAGUACUGGACCCUCUUCAGCUCCCAGUGGAUUGUGACUGCCUUCACGCUGGAGCGCUACCUGGUGCUGCGCAAUGGCACCUUGCGUCGCUGCUUCUCCCGGCCACACGUGGCCCUCUCCUUGGUGUUGACCACUGUCCUGGUCUCCCAGGUGGUCAGCAUUCCCUGCUAUUGGCUGUACGAGGCCUGGCCUGGUGGAGGAGUGGAACCUGGCCUGCCGACCAACUUCAGCCAGCAGCCCAUUACCUACCGCUGCCUGUUCCAGAGCACCCCCAGCUCCAGAGCCAUGGUGUGGGUGCAUAUUAUCAUCUCCGGCCUCCUGCCCAUGGGCCUCACCUUGUCCUUCAGUGUGCUGAUUACCCUGCAGUUCAAGAGGAAGGCCCGCGUGUUUGUGGAGAGUGUCCAUAGCGCCAUGUUCCGCCUGACCCGAACCAGGCUGCGGCGAUCCAGCAAUAUCCAGAUCACGGUGGCGGUGACCACCGUGUGCCUGACUCUACCACGUUACGUCACGUACAGCCUACUUGACGCCAGCACAAGUCUAACGGCCCAAGAAAGGGAUAACCAAGCGGAUCCGCUCAACACCGCCGCCGAUGUGGGCCUCAUGCUGCAGUGGCUCAGCCUGGUCAUCCAUUUCUGCCUCUUCUGCUGUGUGUCUUCCGGGUUCCGCCGAGAGAGCCUGACCCUGCUAAGAUGCCAGGGCUGUCCAGGCGAACUCGGCAGGAUCAAGCCGUGGUUGACACGGAGACAGUGCCAGUCUCAUGCCAGCUCCUUCAGUGAAGCACAAGCCCCAUCCACGCAACCAGACACACCAUGUGUCAUCUGGUUGGUCCAAGAGGCUAACUGA
Messenger RNA from Lepisosteus oculatus (spotted gar), 1122 nucleotides. Its product is annotated as probable G-protein coupled receptor 139. Gene Ontology annotation, cellular component: plasma membrane. Gene Ontology annotation, biological process: phospholipase C-activating G protein-coupled receptor signaling pathway. The record is from RefSeq and is a predicted model, not a curated record. Gene Ontology annotation, molecular function: G protein-coupled receptor activity. Lineage: Eukaryota; Metazoa; Chordata; Actinopteri; Semionotiformes; Lepisosteidae.